GAGGAAAAUGUUAUCAAAAUGUUUUAUUUUUUUUAUUAAUUCUUUUAUUUAACUAAUGUUUCUGCAUUAAUGUGAUUUGAGAAAUAAAUUUAAAAAAAAAGAAAAAAUUAUAACAUUUUCUGUACUUGUCACAGCACGUGUGUGUAUGGGUGGGUAUGUGUGUGCGCGCGCGCAGCGGGACGUGCGUAAAGCUCCACAGAGGGAGGAGAAGACUCCGGAAAACGGCUCAACAACUUGACAGAGUGGUGCUAAUCUGAAAAAGGGAAAACGAAUGUUGUAAUCUGGGAAAUGACGACAUCCUUGUUGUGACAGAGCGACAGAAAUGGACAGUCCUUCACGUUUUAACCGCUCUGAGGUAAAGCAAAGAGUUGUCGAGGAAAGUUUUCGGGAUUCAGCGGCUCAGUGAGGACACCAUGUGGACAUUGUUUCUUCAACUGGUCAGCUUCAGCUGCCUGCAGGUGGCAGUGGGUUACAAACCGUGCAGCUACAUGGGACUACAGGUGUACUGUGGCUCACGAGAUUACCAAUGGGUUCCGUCCUUGCCUUCCAGCAUCACCCACCUCUACCUGCAGCAAAACAAUAUCAGGGAGAUCAACAGCUCAUCUUUUAGAGACUACAAAGAGCUGCAGUUUUUGGACCUUGGCAGCCAAAAGGGAACCCUGACUAUCAGAGAAAAGUCUUUUGUUCACCAAAAGAAUCUGGUAACAUUGAUUCUCGGUUCUAAUCUUAACCUUCAGCUGGAACCAAAGUCCUUUCAAGGUCUGUCCAAUUUACAGCAGCUGUUUCUGGACUACUGCGAUUUGACAGACUCCAUUUUGUCAGACAGCUAUUUGGAACCUCUCCUGUCCUUGGAAGCUCUCAACCUUUUUGGUAACAAAAUAGUCAAACUCCAACCAGGUCUUUUCUUCUCAAAUCUGACACAUUUCACAUAUCUUGACCUCAAACUGAACUGGAUUGAAAAAAUAUGUGAAGAAGACUUAGUUGGUUUCAGGGGUAAGAAAUUUUCCUACCUGACCUUGCAUUCUAACAAAAUAAGUCGGAAGAUUAUGAACUGGACAACCUGUGGAAAUCCGUUCAAAGGGGUAUCCUUUGGAACUCUAGAUUUAUCUAGCAAUGGUUUUGAUUUGGAGAAAACAAAGCAGUUUUUCCAAGCAAUUCGUGGCACUCAAAUUGAUCGCCUGAUAUACUCCGGUGGCUUAGGAAAAGGCUUUUCGUUUAACAACUUUCUUGAUCCAAAUGAGAGUACAUUUCAGGGACUCCAGGAUAGUUCGUUGGCGAUAUUUGAAAUCGCAGGAAAUCGGAUUUUUGCCUUGUUAGGGGGCGUCUUUAGAGCUUUAAAGGAUGUGAUGCUCAUUGACAUUUCUCGCAAUAAAAUUAAUCAGAUCAACAAAAAUGCCUUUGGGGGACUUGAGGGACAUUUGAAAAAACUCAACCUCUCAUUGAAUCUUUUAGGAGAAAUUUAUUCAGACACAUUCAGGGGGCUGAAGGAGCUUAUCAUGCUGGAUUUGUCCUACAACCACAUUGGUGUGUUAGGACACCAGGCUUUCAGUGAUCUCCCCAAACUGCAAGAGUUAGAUUUAACUGGAAACUCCCUCAGAAAUUUGGGUUUUCCAGCGCUUUUACCAAAUCUGAACUUUCUUUUCUUGGAAGACAAUCGCUUGACUACUCUUAGCAGCAUCCUCGAUUUAGGAAAUACCAGUUCCUACAUAGACAUAACUGGCAACAGAUUGACAAACAUGGAGGAUAUCUAUGUUCUCCUAACCCAUUUCAGCCGUCUUCGACAAUUGUACUUUGGUGGUAACUACAUCAAAUGGUGCAACUUUAAUGAGGAAAGUGUAAUACCCCAUGAGAACAAUUUACUGAUCCUGGAUCUUCAUGGGAGCUAUCUCCAAAUCAUUUGGGGAGAAGGGAAAUGUUUGGAUCUGUUUGACCAUCUUAGCAAGUUGCUCAAAUUAGUUUUAAGCUUCAAUUCCCUAAAAGUUCUCCCACCGGGGAUUUUCCUUGGGCUCACUUCGAUAGUUGAUAUUGACCUUUCAUUCAAUUCCUUGACCUAUCUGGAGACAGACGUCUUUCCGACCAGCCUUGAAGUACUCCGCCUCUCAAACAACUUCCUAGCCACCCCUGAUCCAAAAGUCUUCCAGUCCCUUACCUUUCUUGGCUUGUCAGGAAAUCCGUUCUACUGUGAUUGUUCUCUGGAGAGUUUUCUACAGUGGCUGAAUGUGACCAAUGUGACCUUUUUUAGUCCGGUUGAAGAGUACAGAUGUGGGUUUCCUGCCACGGUCUAUAACCUGCCUCUGCUGGAAUAUGUCACCAUGAUUGAGCCAUGUGAGGAGGAUGAUGAAAAGAUCGUUGCAGCUCUUAAAUUUUCCCUUUUCGUCCUUUCUGCUACAAUUGUCCUCAGUGUCACACUCGGUGGGCUUAUUUACGCCCGUCUCAGAGGUCAGAUAUUCAUUAUCUACAAGAACAUGAUCAACGUGGUUUAUGAGGGCCCCAAACCGACACCCGUGGAAAACAACCCGCAGUUUGAUGCCUUCCUCUGCUUCAGCAACAGUGACUACAAGUGGGUGGAGGAAGCUCUGCUAAAAAAGCUGGACGACCAGUUUUCAGAGAAGAACUCCUUCCGCUGUUGUUUUGAGGCCAGAGACUUUCUUCCUGGGGAGGACCACCUCUCAAACAUCAGAGAUGCGAUCUGGGGCAGCAAAAAGACCAUUUGCAUCGUCUCAAAGCAGUUUCUUAAAGAUGGUUGGUGUUUGGAGGCCUUCUCUUUAGCCCAGGGCCGAAUGCUGGAGGAACUAACAAACAUUUUGAUCAUGUUGGUGGUUGGGAAGAUGGCUCACUACCAGUUGAUGAAAUGCAACGCAGUCAGAGCCUUCGUUCGGACGAGAGAGUACCUGACGUGGCCAGAGGACCCUCAGGACUUGGACUGGUUUUACGAGAAACUCAGCUUGCAGAUCCUCAAAGACACCAAGGUGAAGAAGUUUGUGGUGGAUGAGCGUGAGGCCGGGAAGCCAGCGAGGGCCGAGCCCCCUCCCGAUGGUUUAGAAGACAUUCGUCUGGAUGAUAUUGGAGAGGCUGGUGUCUAAACUCCUAAAUCUCGUUAACUGUGAAGUUUUACUCUGAAAAUCACCAUUCGUCCAUACUGCAGGUCAGUAUGACUUUCUUAAUAUGGGUCACUGUUAGUUCAAAAACAUAUAUUUAAAUGUACUUGACUACUUAUUUGUUAUUAAGUUGAAUGUAUGUAUAUUUAAAAACAAAUUGUAAACGUGUGUGGUGUGUAAAGUUGGGAAUUUGUUGAGACUUCAGCUUAAAUAAGUAAAAAGUCUUGUUUAGUACAGCUGUAAAGGAUAGUGUGGUGGAGGAGUCAUGGUAUGGGAUUACUCCUAGUUCAGAUAGUAUAAACACUGUGAAAUUAAGGGUUUAGAAGCUUUUUUGGAUGUUUCACAUUUUUAAAAAUGGCACUCUGUCACUGAUAGGACAUCACUUUGAAUGUUUUACUGAUUUUUUUUUUGUGUAUUCAAUUUUUUUAAGAGCUCUUGAGAAUAAGCUUCACUGAUGUGAAGACCUGAAUUAAUUCAAUAAAAAAAGACAAUGAAUGAAGUAGCUUUGGUCAGGUUUUGCAAGCUUAUUUUUAGUUAAAACAACUUUUUAAAGUUUAAAAAAUAAAUUAAACUUUCCUUUUACUAACUGUGACACUCUGUCAAGCACGUCCCUGUUUAUUCCUUGUCUGAUGAAGGCCUAAUUGGCAAAAUGGUUCAUACAUUUCUCUUAAUUUUAACAAUACUUCCAGCCUCUUACAGGGUACUUUAUUUAAAAAAAGGUUGACAUUUUUGAGUUUUACUUUAUUGAUUACAGAAAAAUGAAAUAAAUAUAGAUCCAGAAUGUUUUCUUUUACUGUAUGAUACUCACAGGGUGGUACUUUUAUUGUACCUGCUGUAUUUAUGUGGUUCGUAUAAGCAUGCUGCCUACUGUUUUUAUACAUGUUAAGUUAUUGUGUUUCUUGUGGUACUCAACACAUGUAAGUACAAGUAAAGUACUUAUGUAUUGUGUGAUUAAUGGCAUUUACCGUGUGUAACAAGAUAGUACAGAAACUAUCAUAAAAAAAGUUCUGAAUUUACUUUCUAUGUAUCUAGUAAAAAAGUACUAUGAAAAUACUGCUUAAUACCCACCAAGUUUUAGAUGGAUGAUGAACUCCCAUAGACUGUAUAUAUUUUUACAGUCUAUGUGAACUCCUGAUCGUUAUGUCCCUAUUUUAGCCACUAGGUGGGGUAAGAUGUUUGUUUUUCUUUUCCUUCCAUGUUAGUUUUGAAAAAUCAAUUUAAUCCCAUUGUUUACAGAUGAACACAACCUCUUAUUUAAAGCUGCAGCGUUUCACUUGCAAAUACUAUUUGAUGUCAGCGGUCAUUCCCUCUGUCAUCGAAGAGCUUGGUCGGCGAGGUCAAAGGAGGUCCCGCGGUGUCAGCUGCUUUCCUUCCUCAUGAGCUGUGUCAGAAAACAGGAAGCCACUGGGCAGCGGACAGCUUCCGGCCUCUUGGCCCCUGCCGCCUCCGUCCUUCCCAGCUUUUAUGAGCCACAUGCUCUGUGCAUUAACAGCGUGGGUCUGCAGGCUCCCAUGACUUCUACCCCGUAGACAGUCCAUUAACGUGAACACAGUAAAACUAACAUCUGUCUAACUCUAUCGCUCUGCUGCAGGUAGUUGCUUCCAAACUGACAUCAUUAUUGUUUUAUCAGGUUAUAAGCUGGUUUCGCUCUUUAGUGUUGGGUAAUAUUCUCCACUGAAUUAUGCACACACCUUGAAAAUGUUCUUCCCUAAAGUGCAGUUUUUUAGAACUGCAUCCAGUGCAGUUUUAGUCAAAACUCAGCAGGUUUAAGCAGUGACCUGCUGGAGCAGAGGAUGUCCUCAGAGACUGUCCUGCUAGAACAGACCGGUGCAUUCUAGUGGGGUCACAUUGGGAGGAUGAAGACUGUAAAGUGCUUUGCCAACACUUGGAUUAGCAGUGAGGUCUUGGCUGUUCUGAACUGAAGCUCAAGUAUUCCAUGUUGUGAUGAGACGUGCAGAGAGAACUGAAAAUUUGUCACAAGAAGGUCAAACAGAAAGCUUGAAAAGGAAACUUAUAGUGAAUAAUAUAGACUUGAUUUCCUUUGGGAUCAUUCGUCCGGAAACUGAUCAAUUUUAAAUUCACAGAAAUCAGUUGCCUUUAUUUAGGUACAACAAAUGCUGUAUGGAUCGUUUCCUGGUCAAGGACAGAGGACUUGUUUUUUUUCUAAACUUUUUGAAGAGAUGCUCAAUUUUUUGUGUUUUCAUUACUAAACAUCUUAGAGUCUUGGAAGAUGAAAUGGUUCUAUGAACAGAAUAUUUAAGCCUUAUGAAAUGAACCAGGAAUCAGAAAUCAAGUCGUUGCCCUUACAGGAUAAAGUGAGCGUUUACAGAAUUUAGUUAAAAAAGACGAUUAAAAAACUGAUCUUAGUGUAUUUUUGUGGUUUUUAACUUUUGCUAAACUGAAGCACCCUCAAAGAGUGUUGUUAAAAAAGAACACAAAAAAGACUUAUAUGUUUUCAUAUUCACUUAAUAAUGUCAGUUUAUUGGUAGGUGUAUAAAAAAAACUAAGAAAAAAUGUUCCAAAAUGUUGAGUUUUUGCUUUAGCUUGUAUAGAAAUCUGUAGUGGAAAUGUCAAGAAACAUGAAGCCUUUCAUAGAUAAAUCUGUGACAAACUUCUGGAUGAAAGGAAAGAACUAAUGAGGAAAAAAAAAACCUAAACCUGGCUGACUUCAAUAAAUCUGUUUCAGCACAGCAGCUCGACUGAAAUCUAAUUUGCAAAGUGGAAGCAAAUGUUUACCUUGUAAACAAGCUCUCCAGCUCUGCGGCUUCUUCAGUUAUUUCA
Messenger RNA from Oryzias melastigma (Indian medaka), 5879 nucleotides. Its product is annotated as toll-like receptor 5. Gene Ontology annotation, molecular function: protein binding; transmembrane signaling receptor activity. The transcript is spliced from 5 exons. The coding region runs from base 414 to 3083 and encodes 889 amino acids. Gene Ontology annotation, biological process: immune response; toll-like receptor signaling pathway; inflammatory response. NCBI's taxonomy places the organism in Eukaryota, Metazoa, Chordata, Actinopteri, Beloniformes, Adrianichthyidae. Gene Ontology annotation, cellular component: membrane. The record is from RefSeq and is a predicted model, not a curated record.